AUGACCGCGGAAGAGGCCGGCGACUCAGUGAUCGAAGAAGUUUCGCGAGAAUGCGGCAAGUAUCUUUCCCACACGCCGAUUAAAAUGGAAAGCCUGAUUGUUGAAAGCAAGCAGCAACUAACUGCUAGCGAGAAACGUAUCGCUAAACGUCAGUACGAAAGCGAGAAGAACACUAACGGGGGCUACGCAUGUGGCCGUGGACGACCGCGAAUGGAGCAUCGCCCUAUCGCGCAUGUUCGACCGUUCCAAUCUGGAAACUCUCCUCACGGUCAUUCGAAUAUGCCUCCUGGAAUGGGAUCUCAUCAUCACAGCACCGCAGGCAUUCCAUCUUGGAGACACGCUGCUAUGAACUUAGCGCGUCAAGGCACUCCGCCUUUCAAUCAUCAGAACAGUCCGAGCUCUUUAAUCGGCGGCCUUCCUUUUGGCUCCAAUCCUCUUCUCUCGCCUCGUCAUUCAAGCUCUCCGGGAUGCGACGGAUCUUCGAUACAAUCCAUGUCUCGCGAAACCGUUUCCUUCGGUCCUUCGAUUCCUAAUGAAGAGCAAAACUUCCUCAACGAUUUCCCAGUUCGCGGAAGCUCUUCGUCGCAAAACGGAUCGUCCUCAAAUGCAGUAAUUCCCCCUCCAUCUGACCCCCUCCCGUUCCCCAGCUUGCUGGGCAAUAACUUCAACCAGCCGAGACUAGACAACGUCUCCAGCAUCAUGCAGUUUCUCAAGGAUGGCUACAGUAGCUCCGCUGCGCUAGACUUGCAGCGUCAUCGUGAACGAACGAGUUUGAACUUGUCGAGCAUCAUUCCUCAAGCUCCACCGGGCGGCACCAUCGACAUCAUCGAUUCCGAUUAG
Molecule: messenger RNA, 840 nt
Organism: Oikopleura dioica
Lineage: Eukaryota; Metazoa; Chordata; Appendicularia; Copelata; Oikopleuridae
Source: the annotation of a GenBank genome assembly